Molecule: messenger RNA, 2196 nt
Organism: Paramecium primaurelia
Lineage: Eukaryota; Ciliophora; Oligohymenophorea; Peniculida; Parameciidae
Source: the annotation of a GenBank genome assembly
AAAAUAUGCAAGCACCAAGCUUAACAAAAUUGCCUAGUCAAUAGAAAGUACCUAAGUAUAGACCUGUAAGAUUGUAAAAUAAAUUUAGUCCAUCAAUAUAGACAAUUUGAUUGCCAUUUGUACAGGGAAACUCAAGAAUUGUCCAAAUCACAAGAAAGCUCUUUAUAUUCGUGCAUCAGCUUAUAUUAAGAAAGGAGAGUAUUAAACAGCUAUUUAAGAUUGCAAUAAGCUUCUUGAAACAGAUGUAGAUAACGUAGGCGGAUAUUAUUUGAGAGGUAUUAAAAUUUGAAAAUGAAGGAUGUGCAAAUGAAAAAUUGGGUUAAAUAGAUUUAGCUAUUGAAGAUUUUUCAAAAGUGCUUUCAUUAGAUGAAAAUCAUGUUAAUGCAGCAUUUGCUCGUGCUUCUUGUUUAAAUUUGAAAGGAGAUUUUGCUGGAGCAAUUGAAGAUUAUACAAGAGCUUUAGAAAAAGAUAAUGCUAAAUCUCUAAAUCUAUCUAAUUCUAUCAAUAAGAGGUCUUUACUUAGGAAUAGUUCUAUGAAGAAGGAUGAACCAUAUCCUAAGACUGAUGCAUUUUAAUUUACUACUAAAAAAAAUAAGUAUUAAUAACCUGAAGAAGAUGAUUUGAUGAAUCCCCAGAAUGACGAGGAAUAUUUAUAAAAUGACCAAUCAUAAAUACAAAAUUAACCUUAAUAGACUAGCUUUAUGAGUUAGAAUCCUCUUUAUACUAGUAUUGAUGCAAAUGAAUUGAAUAUACAAAGACCAUCUCAAAUAAUUGAUAAAGAGAUAUCAUAACCUCUCUAAUAAUAAUUAAUAUCAAUGAUACCAGAGAAUAUUAAAAAUGAUAAUAAGAAAAUCUCUGAUUGGUUUCAUUAAUAAGGUUUUGAUUCUAGAAAAAAAGAAGAUUUUAUAAAAGCAAUAGAAUUUUAUACUAUGGCUUUAAUGUUUAAUCCAAAUCAUUUUAAAUCGAUAUUUAAUAGAGGUAUAACUUGAAUUAAUUCUUUGAUUAGGCUUUGCUUUUGAUAAACUAAGAAUGUAUAAUGAUGCUAUUAGUGACUAUACUAAGGCUAUUGAAAUGGAUUCAAAAAAUGCUUAUGCAUAUUAUAAUAGAGGAAUUUCUUAUGAUAAAAAAGGCGAUUACAAUUUAGCUAUAAAAGAUUUUGCAAAAUCAAUAGAAAUUGAUCCUUCAAAAGCAGAUUUUUAUCACAAUAAAGGAUUUGCAAUGAAGAAAAAGAACUUAGUAAAAGAAGCAAUUCUAGAAUUUAAUGAAUGUAUUCGUCUGGAUAAAAAUCAUUUCAAAGCAUAUUAUAAUAGAGCAAAUUGUUAUGAAAAGUUAGGAGAUUUUGAUAAAGCAUAAUAAGAUUAUUUGAUAGCUAAUAAUGUUGUUCCAAAUAAUCCAAAUACUUUAACUCAUAUUGGUAUAUUAAUGGAUAGACAAUAAAAAUUAGAAGAUGCACUUAAAUACUUUAAUUCGUAAUCAAUUUAAUUUCAUUCUUAGUUCUCUAAAGAUAGAUUAGAAUUAUGCCCCUGCAUAUAAUGGAAGAGGGUUAGUUUUUGAUAAAAUAGGAGAGUUUGAAAAAGCUUGUUAAGAUUUUAAUAAGGCAAUAGAAAUUGAACCUUAGAAUCCUGUUUAUAUUCAUAAUAGAGGAUGUUGUAAGAGAAGCAUGAAUAAGUUUGAAGAGGCUUUGGAAGAUUUUAAGAAAGCUUUAUCUUUGGAUUCAAAGAACCCUAUUAUAUAUUCAAAUAUGGGGUUAGUUUUGAGAAAAAUGGAAGACUAUGAAACAGCUGUAUAUUGUUAUUCACAAGAAUUAAUUUACUCUUAAGAGAAUACUAGAACUUUAAAUAACAGAGGAUACUGUUUGGCCAAGUUGAGUUAGUUUGAUGAAGCCAUAGCUGAUUAUACUAAAGCUAUAAAAUUAGAUCCUGUUAAUAUUCAUGCAAUUUAUAACAGGGGAAUUUGUAAUGAGAGGAUUGGUGAAUUUCGUAAAGUAGAAAAUAUUUAUAUAUAUAGGCUAUAGAGGAUUUUACUUAAGUAAUUCAUUUAUAGAACGAUUAAGGAGCUAAUGCUUACUUCAACAGAGGGUGUUGCUAUGAUAAGUAAUAUUGAUCUAAGUAUACUAGUAUUGGAGAAAUGGAUCUGGCUAUAGCUGAUUAUUCCAAAGCCCUUGAAAUUGAUAAUAAAACUAGUAAAGUCUCAUGA